UUUAAACGAUCUUGAAUUUUCCUCAAUCGUUAAUUUUUCCUAAGAAGCAGCAAAAUUGACUUAAUUAUGGAAGUGUCCCAGUUAAGCUCAAUCUUAUCCACAAUAACAAUGAUUAUCAUUGAAAUUGUUCACUUAUUGGCAUCGAUUAUACUCAUUUAUGUGAAAUCAUUGAUUCAUUUAAUUUUCGGUAAGCCGAGGAAAGACAUUUCUGGUCAAGUUGCUGUUGUUACCGGAGCUGGACAUGGACUUGGCCGAGAGUUGGCUCUAGAAUUAUCACAUAAAGGAGCCAAAGUUGCGCUGUUAGAUAUAAACAAACCUGGUGUUGAUAAAGUUGAUCAUGAAAUAAAAUCAACUGGUGGAGUUAGCUGUUCAUACCAAUGUGAUGUGACUAGUCAAACUGAUGUCCAAAAAGUAUUCAACCAAAUUGGUGAUAAUCUUGGACCGAUAGAUAUAUUGAUAAACAAUGCUGGAAUAACUCAUUGUACACCUUUUAUGGAUUUAACGCCUCAACAGAUUCGUAAAACGUUUGAAGUUAACACUUUAUCACAUUUCUGGACCAUUUCAUCGGUUUUGCCUGGAAUGAUUGCCCGUGAAAGAGGUCAUAUCGUGGCUAUUUCAUCGAUCGCUGGAUUAUUGGGAACACCAAAUGUUGUUGAAUAUUGUGCUUCUAAAUUUGCAGUUAACGGUUUGAUGACUUCACUAGAAAAAGAGAUCCAUGCCAAUGGAGCUAAUAAUAAUGUCCAUUUGACAACAAUUUGUCCAUUAAUUAUGGACACCGGAAUGUUUAAGAAACCCAAAACACGUUUUAAUUCAUUGCUUCCAAUUUGUUCCCCUUCUGAUGUGGCCAAGACAGCAAUUGAUUCUAUGCUGAAAAAUGAUUCAAUCAUAACAGUUCCUCAAUCAGCAAUGGCAAUUUACAGAAUAGAAAAAAUUGUUCCUGAAGAAGCUGCACAAAAAGUCCAGGAUUGGCUUGACUAUGGAGUUGGAUCACAUAAAUCAGAUUGAACUCGGUCAUUAUUUGGAAUAAAUUUAUUGAUUUACAGUUAAUUUGAACGACUAAAACAUGAUUUGUUUAAAACAUAAUACCAAUAGAUUACUUUACAAUGUAAAGAUACCAAGAUUAUUGAUUAAUUAGAUUCCUGUAAAAUAAAUGUUACACAAAACUCA
Tetranychus urticae (two-spotted spider mite) is the source of this 1167-nucleotide messenger RNA. Its product is annotated as 17-beta-hydroxysteroid dehydrogenase 13-like. Gene Ontology annotation, molecular function: oxidoreductase activity, acting on the CH-OH group of donors, NAD or NADP as acceptor. The record is from RefSeq and is a predicted model, not a curated record. Lineage: Eukaryota; Metazoa; Arthropoda; Arachnida; Trombidiformes; Tetranychidae. Gene Ontology annotation, cellular component: lipid droplet.